Halichondria panicea is the source of this 1727-nucleotide messenger RNA. RefSeq names its product exosome complex component RRP4-like. The record is from RefSeq and is a predicted model, not a curated record. Gene Ontology annotation, biological process: CUT catabolic process; U4 snRNA 3'-end processing; TRAMP-dependent tRNA surveillance pathway. The transcript has 7 exons. Gene Ontology annotation, cellular component: nuclear exosome (RNase complex); cytoplasmic exosome (RNase complex). NCBI's taxonomy places the organism in Eukaryota, Metazoa, Porifera, Demospongiae, Suberitida, Halichondriidae. The coding region runs from base 33 to 893 and encodes 286 amino acids. Gene Ontology annotation, molecular function: RNA binding.
AACUAGCAAAGACACCCACGUGGCAUGCAGCAAUGGAAGUGGAUGAAGAGUCAAGACACUUGCAUUUCGUGGCCCCUGGCGAUGUAAUCACCACAGAUACAGACUUCAUGAGGGGCCAUGGUACAUAUGCUGAGGACGGGAAACUGUUGGCAUCUGUUGCUGGUGUAGUGGAGAGAGUCAACCUGCUCAUUUAUGUGAAACCACUCAAAUCAAGGUACAAUGGUGAAGUUGGGGAUGUGGUUGUUGGAAGAAUCACUGAGGUGCAGCAGAAACGUUGGAAGGUGUCCACGUACUCUCGGCUGGACUCAGUGCUCCUGCUCUCCUCUGUCAACUUGCCUGGGGGUGUGUUGAGGCGGCGUGGAGUACAGGAUGAGCUCAUGAUGAGAGAGUACUUCAAAGAAGGUGACCUCAUCAGUGCUGAGGUACAGCAGGUGUACCAUGAUGGGUCUCUGUCCCUGCACACACGCAGCCUCAAGUACGGCAAGCUGUGUCAAGGUACCCUGGUAACAGUACCCCCCUCCCUCGUUAAACAAUGUAAGAACCACUUCCACAACCUGCUCUGUGGAGCGAGCAUCAUCUUAGGUAACAAUGGUUACAUCUGGAUCACCACUAAAGUAUCAGACGAUCAUCAGCAACCACAGAUGAGGUUUCAUACUCCCACCGUCUCUGACGCUAAGCCCGCUAAAGAGGAGGCUAUAAAGAUGGAAGAGAGGGAGAUUAUCGCUAGGCUAAGAAACUGUAUUCUCGCUCUAGCCCAACAAAGAAUUUUGUUGUUCGACACUACUGUCCAGUACACAUAUGAAUCAUCACUCAAAUACCAGGUAAAGGAACUACUGGACCCUGAAGUGGCUAGGGAUAUAACAGAACAAGCUAGAAACAUAGCUAUGGACUGACUAAGUAUUAUAAUUAUGCUCAUUCAUUAAUUUUGUAUUAACUGCUAAUUCAAACAUUAAUUUUUUUUUUCGAUAAAAAUUGUUUCAAUGGAAAACAAACGAGGGAUAAUCAUACAAUCAUAGUAAUUUUAUAGUAAUAAUUAUGUAAGUGCCAAAAAAUUAAAGUGAGAUACAGCUAGAACACAAAAAAUAUAUAUAUAUUGAGUAAUUAUAUAAACAUGCCACAUACAACAAUACUUGGUACGCUCUAUGCACACAGACUCUACACAGUUAGUUCAAUGGCCAAUGCCUUUGAUAAAUCGGAAGAAGUGAACUUGAAAUCGAAGACGAUUCACAGACUCAGGUGCUUGCUUGUACCCGUCCUUGGUGUACGCAUCAGACACCCUUUUGUUGACCUUUACCAUCAUGGCCCCGAGGUCGUGCGUAUACGAAUGCUUGAUAAACACUUGGCAUACUUCAGAUAUGAACCACGAACCAUAGCGACGACUACGAUAUGCAGAGCUUCCUGUGGGUGUGGCAAAUCCAAAAUAGAAGUCGGCCUCUUGUGGGAUCGUGUUAUGAUAAGGACCACCCCCUGUGUCACGUUCAGGGAGGUCAAAUCCUUUGGUCUCUUGGUCUCCCCGACAGGCUUGUACGAAAAACAGCUUUGGCUUUCCGAAGAGAGAGGGACACAUCUUCAUGACUCCAGCUAGAUCGUUCAAGUUAACAGCUUCACAAUCUGAUCCGUGUACGACACCUUGCUCCCCGUGGGUCAGAAUGCAACAUAUGAAACUGUCGUACUGGGCGUGGCUUCGGUUGGCCAUACGGAGCAAUUCUUCUUUCAUUUGAGUGGAG